CAGUUCGACGAGUUGCUCGAUUUGCAGACGGAUUCUGAGCCGACUUUUAUGGAGGAAAUCGUGGAGAUGUAUUGCGACGAUUCGCAAACCAUGCUGGACGAACUGAAAGAGAUUUUGAACGAUGAAGAAAAGAGAACGACGGAAGGUUUCGAUACGGCGCGCGCAACCUUGCACAAGCUCCGCGGGGCGUCCUCGACGCUCGGCGCUGAGGGGAUCCAACACACGUGCGAAUCGCUCCGAGAGGCCAUCGUGGCAGAAGCGCGGGAC
Molecule: messenger RNA, 267 nt
Organism: Ostreococcus lucimarinus CCE9901
Lineage: Eukaryota; Viridiplantae; Chlorophyta; Mamiellophyceae; Mamiellales; Bathycoccaceae
Exons: 1
Biological process (GO): phosphorylation; phosphorelay signal transduction system; cytokinin-activated signaling pathway
Cellular component (GO): cytoplasm; nucleus
Molecular function (GO): histidine phosphotransfer kinase activity; protein histidine kinase binding
Source: RefSeq, a predicted model, not a curated record